This is a messenger RNA of Myxocyprinus asiaticus (Chinese sucker), 6041 nucleotides long. It is a transcript of the gene impdh1a, whose product is annotated as IMP (inosine 5'-monophosphate) dehydrogenase 1a. Lineage: Eukaryota; Metazoa; Chordata; Actinopteri; Cypriniformes; Catostomidae. The transcript has 16 exons. Bases 517 to 2388 code for a protein of 623 amino acids. The record is from RefSeq and is a predicted model, not a curated record. Gene Ontology annotation, biological process: GTP biosynthetic process. Gene Ontology annotation, cellular component: cytoplasm. Gene Ontology annotation, molecular function: IMP dehydrogenase activity.
AGAAACAGAGCUUAGCUGAAUUUCCACUUGUCUGCCUUUCAGUGAACUACUGUUUGGUUCUCUUUAAGCUCUCUAAUCACUGGUUCCUCUUGCAUCUUAUUAACCAGGAGGACUCCAAAAAACAUACUACCUGACCUUGGAAAUUUAGUUGUUUUUUUUUUUUUUGUUUGUUUCCCAAAACAAGGAGUCUCACAAGUCUCAUCUUGGACAUUCUACUUCUGGGAAUUUAGUCUGAACUGCUUCAGGAAACCAGGAACCUCCACGACUUUAGCCUGUGGUGUGGAGGAUGCUCAUAUCCCAUGCAAAUUAAAUACAAAUCUAACUGAGUACGCCCUUAUCCACCUCUUGAUAUUAUUCUAUAUUGUUUUUAGUGUGUGUAAGUGGUUGAAUCUGUGCAGACAGAAGUAACCAAGGUGUCUCAGGCGAGGGGGGAUCCAGACAGGCCAGGUGAUUUUGGGGGUUUGGCUGGGCUCUAAUAGGGCCACCGUGGAGGACGACCCGCUGGAUUUUGCUGAUAUGGACGGGCACGGAUAUGACCGCUAUAUAGACGGGGACAGAGAUAUCUACCAGAUCGACUACCAGCGUAUCGUGGGGGACAUGGAGCCCACCAGGCCAAGGGGGGCGUUACGAGACUCGGACCACCACUUGCGCGGGCCGUUUACCCACAAUACCCUGCAUGGGCACGGGCACGAGACGGCCGCCCAGCGCUACAGUGCCACCCGCAUACAGGCGGGAUAUGAACCAGAGAGCAUGGCUGAUUACCUGAUCAGCGGGGGAACUGGUUAUGUUCCAGAGGAUGGACUCACUGCCCAACAGCUCUUUGCCAUCGGAGAUGGUCUGACAUACAAUGAUUUUCUGAUUCUGCCUGGCUUCAUUGACUUCACAUCUGAUGAAGUGGAUUUGACCUCUGCCCUGACCCGGAAGAUAACCCUGAAGACGCCACUCAUUUCAUCUCCCAUGGACACGGUCACCGAGUCGUCCAUGGCUAUCGCUAUGGCUCUCAUGGGCGGGAUUGGUAUCAUUCAUCAUAACUGCACACCCGAGUUCCAGGCCAACGAAGUUCGGAAAGUCAAGAAAUUCGAGCAGGGCUUCAUCACAGAUCCAGUAGUGAUGAGUCCGCGGCACACGGUCGGUGAUGUGUUUGAAGCGAAAGUACGGCACGGUUUCUCAGGCAUCCCGGUUACUGAAACUGGCAAGAUGGGCAGCAAGCUGGUGGGCAUCAUUACAUCACGAGAUAUCGACUUCCUGUCAGAGAAAGAUUACGAUCGGCCGCUGGAGGAGGCAAUGACAAAAAGAGAAGAUUUAGUGGUGGCCCGAGCAGGUGUAACGUUAAAGGAAGCAAAUGAUAUUCUGCAGCGCAGUAAAAAAGGUAAACUGCCCAUCGUGAAUGACAGUGACGAGCUUGUUGCUAUAAUAGCUCGUACUGAUUUGAAGAAGAACCGAGACUAUCCUUUAGCCUCCAAAGACUCUCGCAAACAGCUGCUGUGUGGUGCUGCAAUCGGUACCCGAGAGGACGACAAGUACCGGCUAGAUCUGCUCAUGCAGGCUGGAGUGGACGUGAUAGUUCUGGACUCUUCUCAGGGGAACUCAGUGUUUCAGAUCAGUAUGAUCAACUACAUCAAACAGAAAUACCCAGAAAUACAAGUGGUGGGAGGAAACGUGGUGACUGCUGCUCAGGCAAAGAAUCUUAUAGAUGCAGGUGUUGAUGCUAUAAGAGUCGGCAUGGGCUGCGGAUCCAUCUGCAUCACACAGGAAGUGAUGGCGUGUGGGAGACCGCAGGGCACCUCUGUGUAUAAGGUGGCUGAAUAUGCCCGGCGUUUCGGGGUUCCAGUAAUUGCAGACGGUGGAAUCCAGACAGUUGGGCACGUGGUUAAAGCCCUUGCCCUGGGAGCAUCCACAGUGAUGAUGGGAUCAUUGCUAGCGGCAACCACUGAAGCACCAGGUGAAUAUUUUUUCUCGGAUGGCGUACGACUAAAGAAGUAUCGUGGCAUGGGCUCUUUAGAUGCGAUGGAGAAAAACAACAGCAGCCAGAAACGUUACUUUAGUGAAGGUGAUAAAGUGAAGGUAGCUCAGGGAGUCUCUGGCUCAGUUCAAGAUAAAGGCUCAAUUCACAAGUUUGCCCCGUACCUCAUCGCUGGAAUUCAACACGGCUGUCAGGAUAUCGGUGCAAAAAGCCUGUCCAUUCUGCGAUCGAUGAUGUACUCCGGAGAGCUGAAGUUCGAGAAGAGGACCAUGUCUGCUCAGGUUGAGGGUGGAGUUCAUGGAUUACAUUCAUAUUCUUUUGUGCCAUCAGUUAUGAGAAAUGGUUAUACUGAGCCAGGAAGCAGGGGGCAGAUGAGAGCCGGACCCAACGUCCCAUCACCAGCUGUCAUGAAACACAGCUGCUAAAUCCCAACAAUGUCGGAUUUGCAGUAACAGACAGCAGAAGCACGUGAUCCUUCACACUGGGAACAAACAUAUACACCUAGGACUUAAUGUACUACUGACAACGGACUGAUUGUUUCAAUUCUCCUAACUGUUUCGGUAAUGUUCGGGCUUCCCUUUGAGAAAUUAAAUGUGGCAGUAGAGAGAUCCGUACACAUUUAAUUUUCAGAUCUAUUUUAAAAAUCCUUUAUGAAUGUAUUACAUUGUGUGUGUGUCUAAGGCCGCUUCCACACUAAUCAGUUUCUUUCAGUUUCCCAACAACAUCAUUUUCCAAAGUAUGCAGCAAUGGAGUGCAUUUUCAAAAGUCUUCAUUUUCGUAGGAGGAAAACACCAUUCUACUGUGGAUGAGAGGCAUAAAUGUAGCAAAAUUAAUUUCUUUUUUGAACAAAAACAUAUUAGUGUGGACGUGGUCUAAGUGUGUAUGUCUUAGACUUUCUGAUAUCUGAUAUACAGGGUAUGUUUUUGAUGUGAGCCACUUUGUCAAACUGUCUGGUUAAAGGGAUAUUUCAGCCAAAAAUAAAAAUUCUGUCAUAUUGUUCCAAACCAUUUUUGACAUCCUUUGACUUUCCUCUGUGAAACACAAAAGGAGAUAUUUAUUUUUGGGUGGACUGUCCCUUUGAAAUCUUUCUAAUUGGACUUGUCUGUUUGGUGUAUUAGCAAUAAUAACUUCUGUGACCAGUAAUCAUUGUAUAUGAGGUAUACAUGGUAUAACAUACCAUUAGAGUGUUAUGAGUUCAAUUCUAUUGUAUUCCUUUGAAGAAAUGCAUUGGUUUUUCAGGUUGACCGGCUUCUUAUGUCUCAGUGUUUUUUAUUGUGUCCAGUUAGUCCGCUUACAUUAGAAUGAUGCUCUUUUAUGGACCAUACUAUGAGUAUCAGCCUUAAAAUCAGGGAUACUGUAGUAUUUACACACCUUAGAAGGGCCGAUGAAGUGUGUAGACAUUAGAGACGCUCACUGAUCACGUUUAUUUUUCAUAGUUUUACACACUUGCAUUAUUUAACAGCUUAGAAGCAUUGACAUGUACAUUAACAUUUUACAGUAUAAAAGUGAGUGAGACUUUACAAGGUCAAAAAAAGACUUUGCUGUAAAAGUUAUAGAUCGUACAGUGAUGCUUACAACUUUGUUUUCGUUCCGGAUAUAACAGAGAUUAUAGAAUAAAUCAUCAGUUUGAUACACUAUGUUUCUUCUUUUGUUCCCAUAGCUCUAGUUUCUGCCUCUGACAAGAUUAAUACCUUGCUUAAUUAUUUAAAAUAUAUUUAUAUGUAGACUCCAAAAGGGGGCGUGGUAUCUAUACAGGGGGUGGGGUUACUCCAUAAGGGGGCUGGGCCAACUCCAAAAAGGGGCCGCACUUCCACACAAAGUUAGGGUAAGGUUAGGGGCACUGUAUGCAUGUCUUACUAUCCAGUGCAUUUUGUUAGCGUAAGCGCCAUAACGAUACAAUUAGAUCUUUGCUUUGCAAGUAAAUCAAAGAUCUAAUUAUAUCUUCAUGGCGCUAACCCUAACCCUAACAAAAUGUGCUGGAAGCCCUCCCCAGCACCACCCUAGGUCUGGCCCUUAAGCUAAUACAAUAAUUUCAACUCAAGUCAAUAUUUCAUGUGCAGUUAUUUAUUUAUUUUGCAAGUAGUGUUGUAAUAAGCAGGAUAAUGAGCAGUCAGAUGGUCAUUUUCACAAAAUAAACACCGACAGAACUCUGACGCUAACCGGAGGUUGAGUAAGACCCCUCCGCUUCGCGUUUCAGUCCUGACCACCUUGUCGGGGUUUAUUUUUCGAUAACAACCGACUGAGUGAUCAUUAUGCCUUACAUACUGUAGUUAAAAUAGCUAAAUAAAUGGGCUUAUUAACGUUUAAAAGCAAGGAGAAUUAUACAGGGGUUAAUUAUACAGGGGAACUUUUAACUAGGUACAUUGCGAAAAUAUUAAUUUUUCAAAUUACAUUUUUAUUUGUUUUUCAUCAUUUAGGUCACAUUUUAGCUUUUUAAAAGUGUACAAACCCAUGUCUUCCGUCAAUAAAUAUUAUAUAUUGCAUAUAUUAUAUUUUGUUACAUGUUGAUUCUUUCAUGUACAAUUUAUACUAUUUACAAGUAUUUGCAUUGAUUUGUAGAACACAUGCUAAAAAUCGGUACUGUCUCUUUAAGAAAACUGGCAUUUCUGUAAAGAGCAUCUGUAAAUGAGCACAUAUUAACAAAAGAGGACUCGAAUGGCUUCCUUAGCGCAUCCGUGCUAUUCGUGAUUAGAAUUAAAUGUUUAUCUUUGUUAUUUUUGAUCAGUUGACUGUAAAGGACAGAAAGGAUAUUAAAAGAGACGUUAUUAAAUGUCAAAUUGAUUGCAUGUGUAACGGGAGCCAGCUGAUAGAUAGCUGUGCAAUGUGUAUAAACCUCACUCUCCUGACCUCAAGGGGUGCACUAGCGACUGACGCUAGAGGCUAUAGCCUUUAGCCUCCUUGUUAGCGCACCUGCCUCCCAUGCCGGAGAUGCUGAUUCAAGUCCCGUACGGAGUGGGUAGAACAGGAGCGUCACACAUGGAUACUGUCUUUGGACACGUUACACAGAAAGAGUGAAACCAUACGUUUACUCUAAACACAUGGUGAAACAAUGUUGAACUUCUUGGCCAAUAUACUUCUCAAUCACUGGUGAGUGAAAUCCGAACAUUUACCAGCCAGUGGCCUUAUCACAGACAUUUUGUCACAUAGCGUGAGAUUUGGUCUCAUAUUUAACAGAGUUGCACAUAUAGUAAAAGAUCGAUCUUUAAGAUUUAAGAAUUGGUAUCGAGAUCAUUCAAAUGAAGAUCACAGUUCAUCGGAAAAUCGAUAUUAUUACCCAAUCCUACUUCCCAUAUGUUUUAUUGUUGACAAAUGCUGUGCAUCCAAUCAAACUCCACAGUAUUUAGCAAAAAAAAAAAAAAACAUCUGUUGCUUGGUAGACCAGGAGUCAAAGCAAAUGCCAACAUGGGCAGGUGACCCCCAUCCUUGAAAACCUCGAAAAUGAACAAAGCUACAAACAUGAUACCCAAAUUAGAAUCUGGGUGCUGAAGCAAAACCAGUGCAGUGUGAUUAAUAUGUUGAAGAUUGACUAUAUUUUAAUCAACUAUUGUUUUGGUGACAUGAUGUCAAUUAAAUAAAUAUUAGUAACUUUUAAAAUGCAUUUAAAUGUCAAUACAAAUUUUCUAUUCAUACAAUUGCUGAUUAGCAUUGUUUUAGCAUUUGAAAGGGUUUUUCAGUUCUUUAUUAUUGUCUUAAUGCAGCCUUUUACUAUAGACUUAUUUUCCAUAAGUCUACAGUAUGUUUCAACAGCACACCUAGGUCUUAUUCCAGAAUUAAAUGUUACCUAAGUGACAGAGCUGGAGUGGGUUUGCACUGGAAUGAUACUGCAUUGCAAUCUGGUUGUGUAGAAUAAAAUGUCAUGUCUAUCAUAAACAUUGCCAAAUGUGUGUUUAGGAGAAGCACGCUGUAUCAAAUGAUUCUAUAACACCAAAACCAACCUCUUAUUAUAAAACAACAUUCAUAAGUGCUAGCUUUAUUGCUAAAAGAUGCAUAAAAAGCCCAUUGUAGACUCUUUCUACUUUUUUUCUAGAAUAAUUGUUAGGUGCAUUUAAACCAAAUGCCAUCUAAAGUCUUGUGGUAU